This is a messenger RNA of Staurois parvus, 441 nucleotides long. The record is from the annotation of a GenBank genome assembly. Lineage: Eukaryota; Metazoa; Chordata; Amphibia; Anura; Ranidae.
GGACUCCGGGCAGAGGCACAUCGGGCUGGACUCUGGGCAGAGGCACAUCGGGCUGGACUCCGGGCAGAGGCACAUCGGGCUGGACUCGGGCAGAGGCACAUCGGGCAGAGGCACACCGGGCUGGACUCCGGGCAGAGGCACAUCGGGCAGGACUCCGGGCAGAGGCACAUCGGGCAGGACUCCGGGCAGAGGCACAUCGGGCUGGACUUCGGGCAGAGGCACCAGGCGAAGCAGCAGGCAGCGGGCCACCAGGCGGAGCAGCAGGCACCGGGCCCCCGGGUGGAGCAGCAGGCACCGGGCCCCCGGGCGGGGCAGCAGGCACCGGGCCCCCGGCGGGGCAGCAGGCACCGGGCUCCCGGGCGGGGCGACCGGCAUCGGGUCCCCAGGCGGGGUGACCGGCAUCGGGCCCCCAGGCGGAGCGGCGGGCGCCGGGCCCCCAGG